Pelodiscus sinensis (Chinese soft-shelled turtle) is the source of this 3086-nucleotide messenger RNA. NCBI's taxonomy places the organism in Eukaryota, Metazoa, Chordata, Testudines, Trionychidae. The record is from RefSeq and is a predicted model, not a curated record.
ACUAGAUUUCACAAUUCUCACCCCUCUCUUCCUUUCAGGAAUUCAUUAAAUGACGACUUGUUAUUGCCAUAUCCUCCUUCCUACCACGGCCCUCGUCACCAUCACAGGUACAUCAGAGACUGCCAAGCUGUCCUGCACGGCAACGUAACGCAUGAAACUUGGCCCAGUAACACUAGUGCUGAGCUCCCCAUCACCACGACGAGGGGAUUCGUGUCUUACUUCUCGCCAGUGAGUGAGACGCGACGGGAAGUCUAUGGCCACUUUACCUUUGUCAGCAAUCCCCUGAGAACCUUCUCCGUGUUAGAGCCCGGUGGCUUGGGAGGUUGCAAUUCCAGCGUUCGGGCCACUGUGACAGAAACUGCACGGCGUGGCAAGUGCCUUGUGGCACAAAAUGGUGGCUACUUUGAUAUGGUCACCGGAGAAUGCCUGGGGAACAUCGUGAGCGAUGGGAGGCUCGUGAGAAGUGCCGGAGGUGUGCAGAAUGCUCAGUUUGGCAUCAGGAAGGAUGGCACCAUGGUGUUUGGUUACCUGUCUGAGGAGGACGUCUUGGAUCAAGUGAACCCAUUUGUGCAGCUGGUGAGCGGUGUUGUCUGGCUGCUGAGGGAUGGAGAAGUGUACGUUGGUCAGAGUAAGACAGCGGAGUGUGACACGACUCAAACCACAGGGACCUUUGACAAGUUCAUCAAUACAACAUCUGCCAGGACAGCAGUGGGACAUGACCGGUUCGGGCGUCUGAUCUUGGUCCAUGUGGAUGGGCAGACUGAUGCCAGGGGCCUCAAUCUCUGGGAAUUGGCCGACUUUCUGAAGGAGCACGGUGUCGUGAAUGCGAUCAAUCUAGAUGGCGGAGGGUCAGCCACGCUGGUUUUAAAUGGAACCCUUGCGAGUUACCCGUCGGAUCACUGCAAGUUGGACGCCAUGUGGCGCUGCCCUCGGAGCGUCUCGACUGUCAUGUGUGUCCACGAGCCUGCUUGUGAGCCUCCGGACUGCAGCGGGCACGGGCGCUGCGUGCUGGGCGAGUGCCACUGCGCCGGCGACUUCUGGAGAGGAGCAGACUGCAGCGUCCUGGACUGCGGGCCUUCCAACUGCAGCCAGCACGGCAUCUGCACGGCGUCGGGGUGCCUCUGUGACGCUGGCUGGAUCGGCAGCAACUGCAGCGAAGUGUGUGCGAACGGUGCAUAUGGGGACGGCUGCACCCAGAGGUGCCUGUGUCAGAAUGGUGGUGCCUGUGACCCUGUGCACGGAUCCUGCACCUGCCCGGCGGGUUACCAUGGAAUCAUCUGUCAACAAGAGUGCCCCAUAGGCAGGUAUGGGCCAAACUGCCAGCAGCUCUGUGACUGCGAGCACAGCUGUCCUUGUGACCAGGAGACGGGUAGCUGUAAUAUCACGUAUGAGUCCAGCCUGCAGGACAAGUUAGCCACAGCUGGGUUCUGUCUGGCGUUCCACGUGCUGCAGGCAGGGAGUGCCGAGAAAUCCCUCCUCUCAGAGAGAACCUGGAUCGGCGUCACUUCUGUCUUGGGGCUGCUGCUUUUGAUCAGCAUGGUAGGAAACGUGAGGCUGGUUUUGAGCCGCCGGGCAGGGCUGCACUGUGAAAAUGGGGACUACGCGUACCAUCCGCUGAAGGAAAUGAAUGGAGAAGCCAGUCGUACGUGCCCUUCUGCCUCUUGGGAGCAGGACCAUCUAGAAGACGCUCAGGAUCAAAGCCAGCCAGAGACUGAAGCAUUUAUUUAACUUGACAGGUGAGGAAAGCCUCGAACCACCCCAGCUGUGGUCCUGCCUUUCACGUUCCAAGGGCUGCUUCGUCCUGGUCUGAGAAGCUAGUAACUUGUGCAAAAUAGUGGCAAGAAGGGGCAUAGUGCACAGAAUAUGUGAAUAAGGCCUUAGCUCAGCAGCUGCCUCGCAGUUCCCUUCACGGGCCUGCUGCUCAGGAUAGGAACUGCUUCUGUGGCAGUGGCUGGCCAGUAUUCCAUGCAUUAGGUGUAUGUGGAUGAGGAAUUCCCUGCCCACUAAACUAAGCCUGAUUUAUUAGCUGCAGUGAGAAGAAAACAGUGUAAGAAAAGUCAGUGGAAGUGCAACAGGCACUAGCCCCUGGCUUUUCUCCCUCUGCGCCAGUUCUCAUGCCGUGGCCCGUUCAGUGCUGGAGCAGCGUGGGUGGAAGGGCUCUUGCACGAGGAGUAGAACUUGGCUGCCGCAAGCUGUUUCGCAUGGCUGGCUAGCUGCUGCAAGCAGGGCUGUUGCACUGGGGCUAGAGGACUCUGAAGUGACCCUGCUCCCCUUUCUAGUAAAGGUGAGUUGAGCUGGAGUGGGACCCACUCUGGCCCUGGGGGAAGCGAAGAAUAACGCGCACAGAGGCUGCCCAUGACACAGACAAUAGGAUUUAACUCCUUUGUUCCCGGCUGUGUUCCAACACAGUAGUUUCCAUAGCAUCGACCAGGCUUCACUCACUGCUGUAGAAAUUGCAUUCGCCCUCUGGCUACGUCUAGACUGGCCCCUUUUUCGGAAGAGGCCUGCUAAUUUCUAACUUUGGAAUAGGGAAAUCCGCGGGGGAUUUAAAUAUCCCCCCGUGGGAUUUAAAUAAACAUGGCCGCCGCUUUUUUUCUGGCUUGGGGAAAAGCCGGAAAAGAGCAUCCAGACUGGCACGAUCCUCCGGAAUAAAGCCCUAUUCCGGAGGAUAUAGUAGGAAUAAGAGAUCCUCUGAGUACAGACUGCUUGCCACACAAGACGGAGGUGAAGUAGAUUCUAAUAUUGUCUUAUGCUAGACAACAUCUCAGGGGGAGGUGGGGAAGAGUUUACUAGGCAAAUGAGACUAUGUAUAAAAGGGCUUUUUAGAAACAUGGCAGUUUGCUUUCGGUUCUUGAGGAAAGUAACUAGCCUCCAAUGUGCCAUUGACUGCUGCAAGGUGGGCUUAGCAGCACCUUGAACCUAUGAACUUUUGUAUGCACUUUGAUCGUUUUUACUGUGACUCUCCACCAAUGCAGAGCUUGUGGAGUUUUUGUGCCACAAAUGAAGAAUCAGAUCAGUCUGUACAUUUAAGAAUUGAUUUUGCUACGGGUGACUCAACACUUGAAUAAACUGUGACUGUUUGAACU